Molecule: messenger RNA, 2482 nt
Organism: Mirounga angustirostris (Northern elephant seal)
Lineage: Eukaryota; Metazoa; Chordata; Mammalia; Carnivora; Phocidae
Gene: RAC1
Product: Rac family small GTPase 1
Exons: 6
Coding region: 16-990 (324 amino acids)
Biological process (GO): motor neuron axon guidance; establishment or maintenance of cell polarity; small GTPase-mediated signal transduction
Cellular component (GO): cytoskeleton; cytoplasmic vesicle; dendritic spine
Molecular function (GO): protein kinase binding; GTP binding; GTPase activity
Source: RefSeq, a predicted model, not a curated record
CCAGGCGGCACAAAGAUGGCGGCCGGCCCGCCCCCGCGCCCUCCCUCCCCCGAGCCGAGCGCUCCCGAGCGCUCCCGAGCGUCCCCGAAGCCGGCAGGAAGCCCGGGAGCCGCGCGGGCAGGAGCGGCCCCGCCCCGGAGCCUGGGAGCGGCGCGCCGGCGUGGGGGAGGGGAGACCGGAUGUGAGUGGAGCGGCCAUUUCCUGUUUCUCCGCAGUUUUCCCUCAGCUUUGGGUGGUGGCCGCUUCUGGGCUCCGGCUUCCCGUCGGCGGAGGGCUAGGCGGCGUGGACAGCGGCCCCGGCACCCCGCGCCCUGCCGCCCGCAGCCGCGCGCCCGCCCGUCCGCCGCGCCCCGAGUUCGCCGCUUUUCGCGUCAGCGCCCGGCCGCCGCCGCGGCCCAGCGAGCGGCCCAAAUGCAGGCCAUCAAGUGUGUGGUGGUGGGAGACGGAGCUGUAGGUAAAACUUGCCUACUGAUCAGUUACACAACCAAUGCAUUUCCUGGAGAGUACAUCCCCACUGUCUUUGACAACUACUCUGCCAAUGUUAUGGUAGAUGGAAAACCGGUGAAUCUGGGCUUAUGGGAUACAGCUGGACAAGAAGAUUAUGACCGAUUACGUCCCUUAUCCUAUCCGCAAACAGAUGUAUUCUUAAUUUGCUUUUCUCUUGUGAGUCCUGCAUCAUUUGAAAAUGUUCGAGCAAAGUGGUACCCCGAAGUGCGACACCACUGUCCCAACACCCCCAUCAUCUUGGUGGGGACUAAACUUGAUCUCAGGGACGACAAAGACACGAUCGAGAAGCUGAAGGAAAAGAAGCUGACACCCAUCACCUACCCGCAGGGUCUGGCCAUGGCUAAGGAGAUCGGUGCCGUAAAAUACCUGGAGUGCUCGGCACUCACGCAGCGAGGCCUCAAGACAGUGUUUGAUGAAGCGAUUCGAGCGGUUCUCUGCCCCCCUCCCGUCAAGAAGAGGAAGAGAAAAUGCCUGCUGUUGUAAAUGUCCGGGCCCGCCCCGUCCCCCUCGGAACCUUUGUACGCUUUGCUCAAAAAUGGUGUGGAGCCUUCGCACUCAAUGCCAAGUUUUUGUUACAGAUUAGUUUUUCCAUAAAACCAUUUUGAACCAAUCAGUAAUUUUUAGGUUUUAAGUGUAAGAUUUCAAACUUUCACAUUAUAUUAAAAUUUAGCCCUAAAAUGGCAAGCUUUCUUAAAGCCUUAUUUUUCAAAAGCCCCUAUUCUUGCUCAGAUUAAGAGUUGCCAAAAUACCUUGUGAACUAAGUUGCGUUGUGCUGAGAACACUAAGCACUAAACCGUUCGAGAGCUGUGUCUUUCAGAAGAACCAGCGUCUCAGGUCUGCCCCCGCAGACGCUGCCACGCUCCUUUCUGGUAGGAAAGCGGCACAGCGUCCUUCCCCAGCUGCCACCAGGAGGCCAUCUGACACCGCGCCCUCCCCUAACACUGUACUGUACGUCCUCGCAGAGUGAGUGUAAUGACUCAACUCUUCGAAUCAAUCUUUUUGAUUUUGUAGUGAGAUUUUUUUUGAAAAGUUAAUGUAUUCGCUUUUGCUGAGAUUCUGAACAGACCUCUUCCUCCCAUGUCCCCCCGGCGAAGUGUCCGCUCCAGCUGUGGGCACCCGGGCCGGGGGGUGUGCAGCACGUGACGCGAUCAAAGAAUGAAGACAGUAUUUUGACAAAAUACAGAGGUUAAUUUACACUACAUUGUACACGUCCUAAUUAAACUGAGUAAAAGUGUCACGGGUAAAAUAUUAAAGGUUUAUUUCUGUCCAGUGCAGUAAAUGAUGAAGAAAGGUCGGUAUUAUCACUGUUUAAGCUUUUCCUUUUUCUGAGACCUGCCAUCCCUCCUGAAAUUGGGCAUUUAAUUCAUCUUUGAACUGGUCGUUCCCAUAGUUGCUAACUUAGUGCUUUUCUUAUAGAACCCCUUCUUAAUGAGCAAUAUGCCUCCUUGUAUUAUAAAAUCUUUCUGAUAAUGCAUUAGAAAUUUUUUUUUUUUAGAUUAGUAAAAGUGCAUUCCUGUUUCCUUGUUACUUUAUUCAAGCUAAUAAGCGCUUUCCUUAGUUUUCUAGUAACUAGGUGUAAAAAUCAUGUGUUGCAGCUUUACGGUUUUUGAAAUAUUUUAGAUAUUCCUAAACUAUGAACUUUCUUAACAUCACUGUCUUGCCAGAUCACCAGUACUGUACCCUGACUAAUGCUGGCCCUUCCUCUCUGCCUCACCGCCCUGGACACACGCUUCCUCUCGCUCUGCCUGACCAUGUUCCCUUGGGUCUGUGAGGUUCUGUAAGCCCGUGCUUGUGCUAACGAAGUUCUGUACAACUUACCCACUGGCAAGAAUAUAAGGUUGGACCUCUCAACCACUAGAACAACAUUUUUUAAAUUGACAGUUGCAGGAUCGUGGAGUGUUUUUACAUUGAUCUUUUGCUAAUGCAGUUAGCAGUAUGUUUUGCAUGUAUGACUUAAUAAAUCCUUGAAUCAUGA